Exaiptasia diaphana is the source of this 781-nucleotide messenger RNA. RefSeq lists its product as uncharacterized. Bases 173 to 781 code for a protein of 202 amino acids. The transcript is spliced from 2 exons. NCBI's taxonomy places the organism in Eukaryota, Metazoa, Cnidaria, Anthozoa, Actiniaria, Aiptasiidae. The record is from RefSeq and is a predicted model, not a curated record.
AAAGGAAAGGUUGAUCUUUAAAAGGAUAUAAAAAUUUUUCUUGGGCUUUUUAUAUUCGCGGAGAUAUAGGGAUCUAAAAAUCGUGAAAAUCACAACAAAAACAUGCCAAAACUCUAGGACCUCUAGACAAUCAGCCAGCCAGUCUUUAAUUGUCACACGUCAGUGUUAGGCAAUGAAAUUUUAUUACGGAUUUCUAAAUGAAUUCGACAUCAAAUCAUGCUUUGAUAGUUGUCCAGAGGAGGGUUGUACGAAGACCUUUAUGAGGCACUGUUCAAUGGUUCAGCAUCUAGACUGCGGCAAGCAUCAGUGGGAAUUAGAGCGUGAAACACUCUUUGACAAGGCUGCCCUUGCAUACGCAGAACAACUAGAAGGCCAAGCAACUUUGCCACCACAAGUCAGCGCAGCGACCACCAUUACAAGCAAGAAAGUAAGCAAGCAACCAAUGGGCUGGGCGCUUAAAGGUGGGCAAGGAAGAAGCAGAUUUUCCGAGAAGCAGAAAUCCUAUCUAACUGCUAAAUUCAAGAUUGGAGAAGAAAGUGGGAUGAAAGUAGAUCCUAACGAGGUAGCUAGAUCUAUGAUGAUUGCGAAAGGUCCUGAUGACAGCCUACUCUUUUCCAGUAACGAUUUUCUUACAGCCAAGCAAAUUGCAGGAUUCUUUUCAAGGCUUGCUGCAAAGAAAUCACUUCCUGAAUCCGACCUGAUAGCGGAUGUCGAAAAUGCUGCUCGUGAAGCUGAUCUUGAAUCCAUAGCUGAUUUGGAGAUUUGUUUCUGGCUGUCCUGA